CGGAAGAGGCUGUCAUAGCAACUGCCGUCAAUCAGUUCGACUUGAUUUGAAUGACCAGACGAAAAACAGUGAAAAACGUUUAAUUUUGAAUUAUUGAGGGGAAAUAACCAUAAACCAUGGGUGACCAACAGCGGAAAGCAGUGAAUGGUGGAGAGGAGAAUAAUUCAGAUGAUAUUGAUCGCCUUGAAUUGAUGUCCACAAUCGGUUUCAAUGGAUCAAGCCAGGGCAGCUUAUCAGUGCACCCUGAUAGGAAUCAUAUUGUCUAUCCCCUUGGCAACACCGUCAUCGUUGAGAAUUUAAACUCUAAGAAGCAAGACUUCCUACAGGGUCACACAAACACUGUGACCUGUGUCACCAUCUCACGCAGUGGACGCUUCAUAGCAUCCGGCCAGCAGACUCACAUGGGUUUCAAGGCCAUGAUCAUUGUCUGGGACUACGAGAAACGUUCCGUCCACUGCAAGCUGGACCUGCAUAAGGUCAAAGUUCAAGACCUGGCCUUCUCACCAAAUGACCUCUACCUUGUGUCUCUGGGAGGUCAAGACGAUGGCGCUAUCGUGAUCUGGGAUGUGAUGAAGAAGGAAGCAGUGUGCGGAUCAGAGGCCGCUGUCAAGAGUGCAGGGACUACGUACUGCGUUGCUGCAGCCAACCAGAGCGAUUUCUUAUUCUUCUCAGGCGGAGAGCGAACAUUGCGUGUUUGGGAUCUAGACGUGGAGAAUCGAAAGAUCAGGCCUACUGAUGUAUCAUUGGGACAGCUCAAACGAAUUGUCAAGAGCAUUGUGGUUGCACCCGAGGACGACUACUUCUACUGCGCCACCACCACAGGCGACAUCCUGAGGAUCAUUGCCAGCACUAAGAUGCUCAGCUGCUACGGUCCCAAGAAGGACCUCUUUGGGAUGGGCGUGACUUCGCUGGUCCUCGUCAAAGACGGUACCUUCCUCCUUGGCACUGGGGACGGCACUGUGGCCCACGCAAAGUUCAUCGAUGACAAAUUCAAGGUCAUCAAGAAGAAGAAGAUUGACAAGGCUGGGCACAUUACUUCCCUUACACUAAGAGGACAAGGUCAUCAGUUCUUUGUCGGGACGUCCAAUUCACAUAUCUAUCGAUUCAACUUCUCAGAAUUCACCUAUGAAAUGAUCAGAACAUGUCAUUAUGAAGAGGUCAAUGAUAUCGCAUUCCCAAAAGGUUGCUCUGAGCUCUUUGUGACAAGUUCAAAGAAUGACAUCAGGGUUUGGGAGACAGCUUCCUGUAAAGAGCUCAUGCGUAUCAACGUUCCUAACAUGGAGUGCCAUGCUGUCUGCAUCAUGCCUGAUGGCAAGAGCAUCGUUUCUGCAUGGAACGAUAACAAGAUUCGUAGUUUCCUGCCCCAGUCUGGGAAGCUGUUGUAUGAGAUUGCCGACGCCCAUAAUAAAGCAGUGACGGCACUGGCAGUCACCAGUAAUAACAAGCGCAUCAUCAGUGGAGGAGGAGAGGGUCAAGUGCGUGUUUGGGAUAUCUUCCCUAGAGAGCAGAAGCUCCGGCAGACCUUGAAAGAGCACAAGGGUGUGGUAGCCUUUGUCCGAGUCAACCAUUCCGACACGGAGUGUGUCAGCGCCAGCACCGAUGGAACCUGCAUCAUCUGGGAUCUCCAUAAAUUUGUACGGAGCCAGGUUGUGUUUGCCAACACCCUGUUCAGGUGUGUGUGCUACAGUGCUGAGCAGAGCCAGAUCAUUACAUGCGGAACAGACAGGAAGAUUGCAUACUGGCAGGCCGGGGAUUCCAGCCAGAUCCGUGAGGUGGAAGGGUCUAAGGGAGGCGCCAUCAAUGCCAUGGACAUGUCCAGUGAUGGCAGUAACUUUGUGACCGGUGGUGAUGAUGCUCUUAUCAAGGUAUGGGAUUAUGUAAAUGGUGUUGUAACCAGCAUUGGUGUUGGACACUGCAGUGAAAUCAAGCGCCUGCGCAUCUGCCCUCAUCAAAAGUACAUCAUCAGUGUCAGCAAAGAUGGUGCUAUCUUUCGCUGGAAGUACCCCUCCAACUGCAGUCUUUGAAGAUUGAAGAUAGCAGCACAAAUUUGAUCCUUUUGUAGGUAGUGCUGAAGAUAUGCUACUGUGAAAAGGGAUUCAGGUAUAAUAGAUCUAUAAGGGAGAAAGUAAAGAGUUUAAGAGACAUCUUUUCCCCGUUUGUGACAAUUUACCCCUGCCAGCUUUUUGAGAGUUGUGUUUAUAUAUUUUUCUGUCAUUGCCAGACAAAAAAUUACAUACAAAUUAUAUAGAUAAACGGUUUCAGAAACAUUAAAAUCGGAUCAAUUUGUUGGAAACUGUCAAAGGGCAAUGAUUAUGAAAUACUGAAAGUUUUGAGAUAAAAGACUCUAGGAAAGGAAGCUGUUAUCACCUCUUGUUAUGUAAACUUCUGUGUAAAAAUAUAAAAAAUAGACUGUAUUCCUAAUUUGAUUUCUGAUAUUCAAACUUUUUGUUGGAAAAGGUUGGCAGAUAUGAUAUCAUAAUGGGAAAAAUAUUUUGGUUUGAAUAAAAAGAAAAAAGGUAGCAUUUGACGUUAAUUUAUUCUGUAUUUUCAUGUGCAGAUUUGUCUGUGUUGUUGAUUGUAUAUGGCUUUAAGUCAAAUAAGACUUUGGCUUUUUUGUGUAACUCAAUGGAUAAGACAUGCAUAUUAUUAUUGUGUAGUGAAACCUAGAGGAAGAAAUUGAGAAAAAUGACUACAGACUAUGCUACGAAGACUGGAAGUCAAUUCAAUGGCCCAAUAUUUUGUAAUAAUAAACUUUAAAAGUCUCGACGAAAA
Molecule: messenger RNA, 2772 nt
Organism: Strongylocentrotus purpuratus (purple sea urchin)
Lineage: Eukaryota; Metazoa; Echinodermata; Echinoidea; Camarodonta; Strongylocentrotidae
Product: cilia- and flagella-associated protein 52
Exons: 13
Coding region: 117-2024 (635 amino acids)
Biological process (GO): cilium assembly
Molecular function (GO): protein binding
Source: RefSeq, a predicted model, not a curated record